GAACCGUUGGCUGCUAGCUAGCUUUGGACUACUGACAGUUAGUCAGCAGUAAAACCUUCAUCCAACAUGAAGAUAUGAGUGUUUUUUAAUGAAAUCAUGACACAAAUUGGAGCAUUUGUACAGGUAGUAUAUCUUUUAGACUCUAUUCUGGCUCCACGUGUUGUGUGAGAGCCUCCUGUUAGAUAGUUAGCUUCAGCAAGCUAACCACAGCUACGUGGCUAGUCUUUGUUUACAUCAGUGUUUUUAGUUUCUCUUUAUAAUGGAUGAGGAUUUUCUGCUCGCCAUUCGGCUCCAGGAGCAGUUUGACAAUGAAUACGAGACCUCAUCAUAUUCAGAGGUUAACAGCUUCGGACAGAGCAGUAAGAAACGGAGAGUGGAGGUUUCUGGAGGAGGAGGCAGCAGCAGUGAUGUUGUUCCCUACUGGAAGCCGACUGUCCAGCCUGAGAGGCCUCUGUCCAUCGUGGACUCAUCCUGGGAGACUCUGGACCCCAGUCCAGAUGUCAGAGCCAUGUUCCUGGAGUUCAAUGACAUCUUCUUCUGGGGGAAACUCUGCGGGGUUGAGGUGAAGUGGAGCCCGAGGAUGACACUGUGUGCUGGUGUGUGCUCUUAUGAGGGCCGAGGUGGUCUGUGUUCAAUCAGGCUCAGUGAGCCUCUGCUGAAGCUUAGACCAAGAAAAGACCUGGUGGAGACUCUCCUUCAUGAAAUGAUUCACGCGCUGCUGUUUGUGACCCAGAACAACAGAGACCGAGACGGUCAUGGCCCCGAGUUCUGCAAACACAUGAACCGGAUCAACGAUGCCAGUGGGACAAAAAUUUCUGUCUACCACAGUUUCAACGAUGAGGUUGAUGUGUACCGGCAGCACUGGUGGAAAUGCAACGGGCCCUGUCAAAACCGCAAGCCCUAUUUUGGCUUCGUGAAGAGGGCCAUGAACCGGGCUCCAUCUGCUCAGGAUCCCUGGUGGGGGGACCACAUGAGGAUGUGCGGAGGGACCUACAUCAAGGUCAAGGAGCCUGAAGGAUAUGGCAAAAAAGGCAAGAAGGAUGGGAAGACCUCCGAGAAGAAGACCUCAGAGAAGAAGGCCUCAGGAAAUGAAAAGCCUUCAAGUACAACUACAGGUUCUCAACUACAGGACAUAAGGAACAUGAUCCCAUUUAGUGGCAAAGGCUUCCUACUCGGAGGGAUGUCUCAGUCCUCCACGUCUUCCUCCCCACCUCACACACCAGUGGUGCCUUCCUCACCAAAGAAACUCUUCACCCCUCCAUCUUCAGCUAAAAGUCUCAAUUCUCCCGUUCGCCCCGGCCUGGAUAACAAAGGAAUCUCUAGACCAGCUCCUUCCAUGGGGCGGAAACCACCCGUAAAGAGGUCUGUCGGUAACACAAGAGCUUUUGUCAACAUCAACGGCUCGCCAGUGAGGAUCCCCAAACCCCACAGCAGCAGCGGCCGUAGCCAAGAAACAGAUCAAAUGAAACAGAGAUCCAUUGAAGAUCUCUUCAACAGCGCGAGCCUCAGGAUGUCAGGGAGUCAAUCCUCCACCUCAGACACUGAAACUAAAAGAGAUUCACCAAACUGUACAAGGGCUUCAUCUUCCUCCAUCUUUCCUAAACAGCAUUCAGCUUCCUCUCCCGGAACAUCUAGUCCGAGUAAAUCCAGCCAUUCUGUAGUUUCAACAGGAACCAAAGGCAGUCCUGCUAAACCAACACACUCAAAGUAUUUCAGUCAUUCUACAAGUGACAGUACAUCAGGAGCUGCUGGUGCCGGUCAGGCAUCGAGGAAGAGGCCGUGGGACGACCGUAGUGGCUCAUCCUCCAUCUCUGACUUCUUCCAGAAGACUUUAGGCAGCGAUUCAGCAGCGUCGAGGGAGUCGGGAAAGACAAAAUCACCUGCAAUGCAGCAAAGAACUGCAACCGCCACUGCCUCCUCUUCAUCCUCCUCUACUUCCUCCCUCCAUUCCUCCUCCGCAGGGCUGCCCAGCUCUACCCCCUCCUCUUCUUCUGCGUCUUCCUCCUCUGCACUGACGGUCAGCUGUCCUGUGUGCCAAGCAAAGGUGCAGCAGUCAAAGAUCAACGAGCAUCUUGAUUCGUGCCUCUCCUGAAUGAGCAGAUUGAGACAGUGAGAGGGACGUUGCAAUAAAACCAACUUUUAAAAAAUGUCUAGAGAAGGUUCAGGGAGUUUUCUGUGUUUAGUUUUAUUGAUUUCGUCUGGACCAAAUCUCCUUUUGAGUUUCUCAACUUAAAGCUAGAGUCAAUAAUGUUGAGAAACUAGCAAGAGUAUGCUAGAUUUUAAAUAUUAUCCAACUGAAAAACCCAGCCCUUUUCCAAUGAAAGUAGCUAGCAGCACUAGCUCCAAAAGUCCCUAAAUCUAAAGAGAGAGUCGCCAAGUCGGCAACACUGACAGUGGCUUCACUUUUGAUUUGAAAAAAAUGGUUAGACAGUUUUUACUACCACACUGGCUUGUUUUCUUUGAGGUUGUCAGUGUUACCUUAUUCUAAUAAUGACAAUUCUUCUCUUACGAGUGCCUGUCUGACAGUUUGUGCCUUAGUGUACUGAGGGCACAGCAGUUUUUAACAGAUAAUGUAAGUGAAUUGACUUUUACUUGAAUUCAUUUUGCCUUUUCCAUCAGGCAAAACAAAACAAAAUCCACUGAAUUCUGGCUGGUGGCGAGUACAAGUGUGUGUAUUUUACCAGAAACUGAAGCAUUCUUGUUUUAACUUUAAUAUUUAAAGGUUGACAUUCUUCUAUUACUUUCUAUCAUACUGAUCCGUUGUUUCACUGUAGGCCUACGUACAACUUGUCUGGGAUCACUGCUGCUGGUCUCCUUUACAUUGGGCUGGACUAUAUGUGAAGGCUAUAAUAGCAGAAUUGCAGUGAAGCAAUUGAUGAUACAGUUUCUGGUUUCUGCUUGUGUGUGUAGAAAGAUUCUUUUAUCCUCCUCUGGGGGCGGAUGUGUUGGCUGCUUCCUGAUGCAUCCUCCACCUCAAAUUUACAUCUGCUGCCCUUCAGACACCAGGAGACACUGAAUGACUGACCUCUGCUGAUCUGUAGGAAUCAGAUUUCCAGCUUGCCAGCUAUUUAUUUCAGCACGUCUUCGCAUUUGCAGGCAGUGCACGGGUAUCUGAUUGUGCCUUGAUUCAGUAAUACUGAUGGACUUCAUCAAUCAUAGGAUGGUUGACAUUUUUGUAUUUUAAGGGAAAUGUUUAGAGUUCAAAAUGCUAUUUUUACUGCUACAUCUUAUAUCUGUUUGUUCCACUAUUAUAUGAUGUGUUUGUUUCAGGAAAUUGUUAAAUAUGUUCAGAUUUUAUUGCCAAAUAAAACAUUUUGAUUGUUCUAUUUA
This is a messenger RNA of Sebastes umbrosus (honeycomb rockfish), 3330 nucleotides long. RefSeq names its product sprT-like domain-containing protein Spartan (gene sprtn). The record is from RefSeq and is a predicted model, not a curated record. The transcript has 5 exons. Bases 260 to 2092 code for a protein of 610 amino acids. Gene Ontology annotation, biological process: DNA repair. Gene Ontology annotation, cellular component: nucleus. Gene Ontology annotation, molecular function: polyubiquitin modification-dependent protein binding; metalloendopeptidase activity; single-stranded DNA binding. Lineage: Eukaryota; Metazoa; Chordata; Actinopteri; Perciformes; Sebastidae.